AUCACGUAAUUCGCGCGGGAAAGUUUAUCACGAUUGUUUUGAUUAUGUUUGGCUGCUCAAUCUAUCCUGCUAGCUAGUUACUCACUACUCCCUGCUUAAAACUUAGUAAAAUGCCUGUUCCUGCCGAAGAAAAAGCUGCAUCUGGAUGCAGUAAAGAUGGUCCUUCUGUUGACAAGGAACAGAAAACAUCAAAACAAGCCACUAUAGCUUCUUUAUUUCAACGAAGUUCAAAAAGGAAGAAGUGUAAAGAAGAAAGUUUAUCCGUUGUUGGGAAUGAAAAUGAAAAGAAAAAACAAAAAACUGAAAAUGUGGUUCCUCCAGACUCGAAUGGAAUAAAAGGAGAAGAAAAUGAAAAAGCAAAGAUGGAUGUUGAUGAAAAAACUGAUAUUAAACAGGGUGUAUCCUUAGAGAAGUCUUCGAAAAAGGUUAUUGAAAGGUGUCAUCAAUGUCGACAAAUUAUCCAUAAAGAUGAAAUUAAAAUGUUUGGAGGAGAUUCACCAGAUGCGGUGGAUGAGUUUGUUAUGCUGUGCGAUCCAAGACUGUCAUUACUGACAGGAAAUGAACAGGAAUAUGAUAAUUAUGAUGAUCGACCACAACAUAAACUGACUGAUUUCAGUGUUUAUGACAAGUGUGAUCAUCUGUGUGCAUUUGAUACUGGUUUGAUUGACAAGAACAUUGAGUUGUUCUUCAGUGGUUAUGUCAAGCCUGUUUAUGAUGAAAAUCCUGAUAAAGAAGGUGGAGUAUGCACGAAAAAGAUGGGUCCUAUAAAUGAGUGGUGGAUUUCAGGUUUUGAUGGUGGUGAAAAUGCAUUGAUUGGAUUUAGUACUGCCUUCGCUGAAUAUAUUUUGAUGCGUCCAUCUGAUGAAUACACAUCAUUCAUGAAUGCAGUUUCCGAAAAGAUAUGCAUGAGCAAAGUUGUAAUUGAAUUCAUCAUCUCCAACCCAGAGGCUCGGUAUGAAGAAUUAUUAAAUAAAAUUGAGACAACUGUUCCCCCUGAAAACUGUUCGCAAUUAACAGAAGAUUCUCUGCUUCGCCAUGCACAAUUUCUUGUUGAUCAGGUUGAAAGCUUUGAUUCUGCCGCAGCUGAAAAUGAAGAAGAGCCACCAUUAAUUGCUACAAACUGUAUGAGAGAUUUGAUCAAACUUGCAGGUGUUACCUUAGGAAAGAGACGUCAGUUGAGGGGAGUUAAGGUGAAGGCAGAGAAGAAAGCAUUGGGGCCAACACUGGCUACGACAACACCCUUGGUUCGAUACGUGUUUGACACUUUCUUUAAAGAUCAAAUUGAUUUGAAAGCCACAAGUGCCCAACGCAAGCGGCGUUGUGGUGUUUGUGAAAUCUGCCAACAGCCUGACUGUGGUAAAUGCAAAGCUUGUAAAGACAUGGUAAAGUUUGGUGGAACUGGCAAAGCAAAACAAUGCUGUAUAAAUAGAAGGUGUCCUAAUUUAGCAGUGCAACAAGCUGAUGAAAAUGCUGAAAGUCAAGAUGAAGAUGCAGAACCAUUGAAAUCACCUUUAAAAUCACCACUAAAAGAAGACAGAUCUCCAAAGCUGUCAAGAAAAGGUUCCGAAAAAAUUGUGAAGACAAAAUGUAAAUGGGCUUGUGAGCCACAUAUUGAAAAGAAGAGCAAGAAGAUGUACAAGAGUGUUUAUAUCAACAAUGAGUUGAUUACUGUUGGUGAUUAUGUAAAAGUUUGUCCUGACAACCCAACAGAUCCACUUUAUAUCUGCCGUGUUACUUACAUGUGGGAGGAUUUCAAUGGGAAAAAAAUGUUCCACGCACAAUGGUUAUAUCGGUCAGCUGAAACAAUUUUAGGAGAAACUGGCGAUCCUGCUGAACUAUUUCUUUGUGAUGACUGUGACAAUAAUCCACUAGGUUCCAUCAUGUGCAAAUGCAAGGUUCAGUUUAACUUACCAACCAAAGAUUGGUUUAACGAAGGAGGUUCGAAUGUAAUUGAACAUGAUGCUGAUGAUGAUAAAGAAAUUCUCACAUUACAAAAAUGGUAUGAUGUGGAGGAGGGAGCUUUCAUCGACCCACCUAUUGAAUUUUUGCACAACUGUUUUGAUGAACGGUACUGUCCUUGUUGUGAUCGUGAAUCAAGAAAAAAGAAGGUAAAUACUCCUCAACUGAUGGAAGAGUUAGAAGACGAAAACACAGACAGCACAGUAUAUUACAGGAAAUUUCUAUGGAUGGAACAAGAGUUUGCCAUUGGUGAUUGUGUUUAUAUCAAUCCUGAAGCUUAUAAGUUCAAAAAACGUGUUAAAAACGACCAAAUCAAAAGUAAAAAAGAAGAAACGUUUGAUGAGGAAACAUACCCGGAAUUAUACAGAAAGACGAAAGAUUACAUCAAAGGAAGUAACGUGGACAUUGCUGAUCCCUACAGAAUAGGUUGUAUCUUAAAUAUCAUGCAGAAGAAAGGUAGCUAUGGUGACAAUACUGAUAUUGUAUUACAUGUCCGGAAAUUCUACAGGCCAGAGAACACUCACAAAGGUUUCACUGGCAGCACAAAUUCAGAUCUCAAUUUGUUGUACUGGUGUGAUGAAGAAGCGACAGUUUCUUUUGACUAUGUGGAGGAAAAAUGUUAUGUGGUUUAUAUCGAUGACCCUGACAUCGAUGUAAAUGAGUAUACAAAUGAUGGUCCUGAUAGGUUUUACUUUACUGAGUCGUAUGAUCCUAACACAGAAGAGUUUGACAUACCACCAAGCAAAGCAAGAAAUGAACUCUCUGGAGGAAAGUCUUCUGGCAAAGGAAAGGGAAAAGCAAGAAAGAAAGGUUCGAUUUUCCAACAAAGUGCUCUUCUUACGAAUCAUCCAGUUUAUGAAAAAGUAGACAAAUUACGAACAUUGGAUAUCUUUGCUGGCUGUGGAGGUUUAUCAGAAGGUCUUCAUCAAGUUGGUGUAGCCGACAGUCGGUGGGCCAUCGAAUUCGAACCAUCUGCCGCUCAAGCGUAUCGUUUGAAUAACCCAGGAACCAUUGUGUUCAAUGCUGACUGUAAUCAUAUAUUAAAGUUGAUAAUGGAGGGAAAAGAGACAAACGAAUCAGGGCAACGCCUACCUCGAAGAGGUGAAGUAGACCUCUUAUGUGGUGGGCCACCUUGUCAAGGCUUCAGUGGGAUGAAUCGAUUUAACCACAGAGAAUAUUCUAUGUUCAAGAAUUCCUUGGUGACGUCGUAUUUGAGUUACUGCGAUUAUUUCCGUCCGAAGUUCUUUAUAUUGGAGAACGUUCGUAAUUUUGUAUCUUUUAAAAAGGGUAUGGUUCUGAAGUUGAUAAUGAAGUGUUUAUUAAAGAUGGGAUACCAGUGUGAAUUUGGUGUGUUGCAAGCAGGCUCAUAUGGCGUACCUCAAACCAGGCGUCGCGCUAUAUUAAUCGCCGCUGCACCUGGCGAAAUCUUGCCGAAAUACCCAGAGUGUCAACACGUUUUUGCUCCUAAAGGUCUUGCGUUAUCUGUAACUAUUGAUGAUAAAAAGUAUCAAGCCGUGAAAAGGUUACAUACAGCGCCGUACAGAACCAUUACAGUUCGUGAUGCAAUGAGCGAUCUUCCUGAGAUUAAGAAUGGAGCUAAAAAACCUGAAAUCGGUUACGAUAGUGAACCAAUAUCUCACUUUCAAAAAAUGAUGAGAGGUAAGCAUGUGCAACAAGUUCUACGUGACCACGUGUGUAAAGACAUGAGUCCUCUAGUAGAAGCACGCAUGCAGUAUAUACCAUGCAAGCCAGGUAGCGACUGGAGAGAUCUACCGAAUACAGUGGUGAAAUUAAGAGAUGGAAAUUAUACUAAAAAACUUUUAUAUCUCCACCACGAUAAAAAGCAAGGCCCUGCAAAUAACGGAGAUAUGCGGGGUGUUUGCGCAUGUGCAACUGGCGCAUCAUGUGAUUCCGCUGACCGACAAUUCAACACGUUAAUCCCGUGGUGUUUACCGCACACUAGCAAUCGACACAAUCAUUGGGCGGGUUUAUAUGGUAGGUUGGAAUGGGACGGAUUUUUCAGUACGACGGUUACAAAUCCUGAGCCAAUGGGAAAGCAGGGUCGUGUUUUACACCCGGAACAACACCGCGUGGUUAGUGUGCGAGAGUGUGCCCGCUCCCAGGGCUUCCCAGACACCUUCAGGUUCUUUGGAAAUAUUCUCGACAAACACAGACAAAUUGGAAACGCUGUUGCUCCUCCAAUGGCUGCAGCUAUUGGUCAAGAAAUUAGAAAAUCCAUUGUCCAGAAAAACAUGAAGAAUAAUGAAAAUGAGACCAAUAGGAGUGACGUCAUUGAAGAAAGUGAAAAAAAGCGGGAAGUUAAAGAAACUGUGAAACAAGAAAAUAAAGAUGGUGAUAUUGAAGAUGAUGGCAAUUCAUCUUAAAGUAUCAAAUGAUUUGUUUUUAAUGAUUUUAGCUAAUAUUUUAUUGUAUAAAAAAAUUUCAAUGUAUUAUUCCAAUUUUGAUAAGUGCAUAAAUAAUUCUGUAUCUUUUACUCGUAAACAA
Hydractinia symbiolongicarpus is the source of this 4464-nucleotide messenger RNA. RefSeq names its product DNA (cytosine-5)-methyltransferase PliMCI-like. Gene Ontology annotation, cellular component: nucleus. Lineage: Eukaryota; Metazoa; Cnidaria; Hydrozoa; Anthoathecata; Hydractiniidae. The coding region runs from base 111 to 4343 and encodes 1410 amino acids. The record is from RefSeq and is a predicted model, not a curated record. Gene Ontology annotation, molecular function: DNA (cytosine-5-)-methyltransferase activity; chromatin binding; DNA binding. The transcript is spliced from 41 exons.